Molecule: messenger RNA, 1083 nt
Organism: Penicillium brevicompactum
Lineage: Eukaryota; Fungi; Ascomycota; Eurotiomycetes; Eurotiales; Aspergillaceae
Product: CMGC/MAPK/P38 protein kinase
Exons: 9
Coding region: 1-1083 (360 amino acids)
Biological process (GO): cellular response to oxidative stress; osmosensory signaling pathway; stress-activated MAPK cascade
Cellular component (GO): nucleus; cytoplasm
Molecular function (GO): MAP kinase activity; ATP binding
Source: RefSeq, a predicted model, not a curated record
AUGUUAGAUGUCGAUCUUGUCAAGCAUAAUGUCGGCGGGUGUACUUUCGAUACCCCUAGUCGAUACUCCAAUAUACAACUUCAAGGCUUUGGAGCCUAUGGCAUUGUUUGCUCUCUAAAGGAUAACCUCACGUCCGAGGUUGUUGCGAUCAAGAAAAUCCCAGACCCAUUUCGGUCAGAAGAAGCAGCCAAGCGAACUUUUCGUGAGGUCAAACUACUUCGGCAUCUCGAGCAUGAUAACGUGAUCUCUUUGCGGGACAUAUUCGUCUCCCCUCGCGAUGACAUAUAUUUAGUUACAGACCUCAUGGCUACUGAUCUCGCGCACAUCAUCGCUUCGAAGCCUAUAGAUGAUGAAUUCGUCAAGUAUAUCUGCUACCAAAUUAUGCGAGGCCUGAAAUACAUUCAUUCAGCAGGCGUUGUGCACCGGGAUCUCAAGCCAAGCAAUGUGCUGGUAGAUGAGAACUGUGAUAUCAAACUAUGCGAUUUUGGCCUCGCCAGAACAGUCGAUACUACCAUGACGGGCUACGUCACUAUGCGACAUUAUCGAGCCCCCGAAACUAUGCUAACAUGGCAGAAAUACACCGUCAAAGUUGAUAUGUGGAGUGCAGGUUGCAUACUUGCUGAAUUGAUCGCAGGGACACCACUUUUCCCUGGCCAAAGCCACGCCGAUCAGUUUUCCGUCAUCUUAAAUUUGCUGGGAUCUGUUCCACAGAGCGUUCUACAGACAAUUCCUUCUCAAAACACAUCAAAAUACAUCUCCAGCCUUCCCCCUCGGACCAAACAGUCAUUGGCGGGCGUACUGAAAAACGCCAGCCCAGAUUCCAUUGAGUUGCUCGAAAAGCUGCUGGUUUGGGACCCGAAUGAGCGCCUUGGCGCCGCAGCUGCUCUUGAACACCCAUAUCUUCAACUCUAUCAUGAUGCUACCGACGAGCCUGUGGCAAAAGAAAAGUUUGACUGGUCUUCAGUCUCCAAAGAUCGCUCCUUGGAUCAUUGGAAAAUUCUUACAUACUCGGAGAUAAUGAAUCACCACAACUCCCAAAUCUCGGAAGAUUUGAUUGAUUUCCAGUCCCUGUUGAACGAGUAA